UUCGAGUUGAAAGCUCUUUAUAUACAUCUGAAUGGGCGGAGGCAGAAAACAGGAACGUGCUGCUGAUAAGACGUGGAUCCAAAGUUCACACACACACACCUGAGGAUGGGCAGAUUUCACUCAGCAGGUCAUGUGGAAGACAGCGGAGACUCUAAUCACAGUGAAUGAAUAAUGUCCUGUUCAGCCUAAUGGGAUUUUUCUCUUUUUUCUGGAAGUCAAGCAUCUUGAGGAAAUUAUGAGAGGACUGUGAUGUUAAUUUGAAGUUUCUGGAUCUGAGAUAUUCUCACCCGUCUGGAAAUGUGGCCGCUGGGAACUGCCAUGUUUUUGCUCUGUUGUGCUGGUUGUUGGUGCCAAAACUGUAACCUGACGAAGCCUUAUUUCAAGUCCCAGAAUUUCUUCAGCGUUCUCCAUUGGGAUCCUGUUGACCUUCCAGGUCAAACGGCUCUUUACAGUGUCCAGUACAGCCCGUAUGGCAGUCCUCGUCAGCUAGUUCCAUGGUGCCAGAACAUCUCAUCUCCAGUGUGUGAUCUGACUGAUGUGAUGAGCGAAGUGAUGACUCAAGUGACCAUCACAUAUAAAGCCAUCGUCUAUGCAGGCGCACGGUGUCUGGGUGAAGUGAAGUUCUUUCCAUUUAAAGAAACCACAUUAGCGGCACCGCAGCUGACCGUCACCUCAAACCAAACCCAUCUGAAUGUGACUCUUUCUAAGCCAAGGGUUCCCUGGAAUCGCUCCAUUGAGAGCAUGAAGUAUUGGGCGGACUACAGUGAUGUGAACAGAUACCCUGUUAAAUACAUUGUUCGUCUGACACAUCCCGGAUCACAGGAAUAUUUUAGCAGGACGUCUCCUUCAGUGUUGAUCGAGCUGCUGUGGAAAGAUGUUGAGUAUUGUGGCGAAGUGUUUUAUUCUCUCACUCAUCCCGGCUGGUUCAGACCCAGUGAAAACAGCACCUUCUGUCUCACCGUCUCAGCACCUAAUCCCUUGCUCCAUAUCUUAAUGUGGCCCAGUGUGCUGGCUGCGCUGCUGAUGGUCUUCCUAUCUGUCAUGCUCUGCCAUCGCUUUGUAAAAAGAAAGCGCUCCUUACCGAAAGCUCUGAUGCUGCCAGAAAACAACAGUCCACCAUUUUGGUCCGAUCCCAAAGACAACAUAUCAAAAGUGGAAAUGUGGUCUGGAAUGUUUUUUGGGAUUAAUCCGGAUCCACAAACUCCAUCUUUAACUCCACAAAAGUCUGAGAUCACUGUUAAAGAUAAUGCAUAUGCAUCCCAGGAGCCUUAUAGAUGCCAACAGGACGGGCCGAUUCAGAAUAGCAGAGAGCCAUCAGAGAACUACAGCCUCUGUUUACCCGCUCGGAUGCCAAAAGAAUCAUUUAACAGCUCUGAUUCAUUCAGUCCGGAGUCUGAUUCACCUAAAAUGAUUCAUUCAGACACCAGUGAAUCAUUAAACAACUCUGAUUCGUUCACUCCAAGGUCUGAUUCUGUUAAAUUGAUUCAAUCAGACACCAAUGAAUCAUUUAACAACUCUGAAUCACACAGUCCAGAUUCUGAUUUAGUUGAAUUGAUUCAUUUGGAAACCAAUGAAUCAUUUAACAGCUCUGAUUCAUUCAUUCCAGAGACUGAUUCAGUUGAAUUGAUUCAUUCAGACGCCGAAUGCAAGACUCUUGUGGUUCCAGCGAGGCCUGAUAAGAAUGGUGCAUUACAGUUUCACGAGCUUUUCUUUCAAAAUGAAUCUUUUCCAGAUGAAUCAGCUGAACGCAUGCCUUUAUUAAAUGAUCUCAUUCAUAAUGAUUCCUCUUACCUGCCUGAACAGGUUUCUAAUACAGUAACGUCAAACUACAGGCAGAAUUGGGUGCCUGGACUUCUUCCGGAUGGACACGAAGAGAAAAGGACUUAUAUAAUGAGGACAGAAACGACUGAGGAUUUGCAUGAAGCUGAGGAGGACUUCAGAGAGUCAGAGGAGUCUCGAAUCGGGGUGGUUUUCCUGGACAGGUGUUUGCUGGAGAUUCAGGGUUUGUCUCUGUCGUGAACUUGACCGAUGGAGGUUGUUUUGCUCUGUUCAUCUAUGCAAGACACAGAGGAAUGAACAUCUGUUGGGUUUUGCAGACUCGUUGCAUCAGGUGGACGUCCCGGAAGAUGACCAGCUAAAACCAGCUUGACCAUCCUAACCAGGCUGGGAGCCCAGCCAA
This is a messenger RNA of Danio aesculapii, 2179 nucleotides long. It is a transcript of the gene ifnlr1, whose product is annotated as interferon lambda receptor 1. The transcript has 7 exons. The record is from RefSeq and is a predicted model, not a curated record. Gene Ontology annotation, molecular function: protein binding. The coding region runs from base 298 to 2019 and encodes 573 amino acids. NCBI's taxonomy places the organism in Eukaryota, Metazoa, Chordata, Actinopteri, Cypriniformes, Danionidae.